AGAAAAAAAAAGAAAAAUCCUCUUUACAUUUCUCUACAUAGCUUGGUAGUGAGAGAGUUAAAAUAAAUAAAAGAAAAGAGGGGGGGUUCCGUGCAAAAAAUGUCAGGACAGGGCCGCUCCGUGUCGAUCCACUCGAGCCGGUUCUUCUCGCCCGGUGGCGAACCGGCCGGCCCGGUUGGACCGGGCGGGGACGAGUUCGACGAGUCGGAGAUCUGGGGGAGCCCGGUCGAGCCGGGGCCGGCCGAGCCGGGGCUCAAUCCGCUGCAUCGGGCCCGGCCCGGUCGGAGAAAACCGGAGAGGGCCGGGGCUCCGGUCACCGCGCCGUGCUCGCUCCCGGUGAACAUACCGGACUGGUCGAAGAUACUCGGCGGCGAGUACAAGGGCAAGGAGUGGUCGGAGGCGGAGGCGGAGGAGGAGGAGAAGGAGGAGGAGAGGGGUGAGGAUACCGCGGGGAUGGUCCCGCCGCACGUGUGGGUUUGGCGGAACCGGCCCGCGUCGUGCUCGGUUCGCGAAGGGUUGGGCCGGACCCUGAAGGGCCGGGACCUGAACCGGGUCCGGAACGCGAUUUGGGCGAAAAUCGGGUUCCAAGAUUAAAAAAAUAAUAAUAAUAUAAUUUAUUUUUUGGUUAUAUUUUGUAAUAGAGGGAGGAGAGUUUAUUAUUAUGUUGUUUUAAUGAAUUUUUUGUGGUUUUUGGA
This is a messenger RNA of Ananas comosus (pineapple), 695 nucleotides long. RefSeq lists its product as uncharacterized. Lineage: Eukaryota; Viridiplantae; Streptophyta; Magnoliopsida; Poales; Bromeliaceae. The record is from RefSeq and is a predicted model, not a curated record. The transcript has a single exon. Bases 100 to 594 code for a protein of 164 amino acids.